Molecule: messenger RNA, 1103 nt
Organism: Ornithodoros turicata
Lineage: Eukaryota; Metazoa; Arthropoda; Arachnida; Ixodida; Argasidae
Exons: 6
Coding region: 14-1009 (331 amino acids)
Source: RefSeq, a predicted model, not a curated record
ACAUGGCACUGCAAUGUGGCCACCAUACAAGAAUGCUGCCAAGCUGGCAAAUGCAAUACGGAAUUGUGAAAAGCCUGUGAAACACUGGACGGAACACAAGUGUCGGGUGCUUUAUCAGUGCGAGACUUAUGAAAUGGCAAGACAAAAAGAGCGCCAGGCAGCGAUCACGUCAGACCUAGCAAGCGACAACGACAAUGACGAAAUCUGCAUCCUCAAGAGGAAGCGUCGCCGACCACAACGCUUUUUAUCUUCUGACGAAGAGAGCAUGAACGCCGUGGAUGGAGCCGUUUCAGACGAAAUGGCAGAACCUCCUGCUGAACAGCAACUCACAGCGCAGUGUAUUCCACGCCCACGACCUCCAAAGAUACCAGGAUCUCAGCCUCGCACUUCACAAACUGCGUCGGUUCCUCGCUCACUCUCUCCCCCAAGGUCACUGUCACAAGGGCCAAGAAACCAUGAAGUGAGGGCCAGAGAAAGUCCCACGAAGUCUUCAUUAGAGCACAAGACCCUCAAGGUAUUGAAGGGGAUAAAGACACAACUAGCUAUACAAGCAGGGAGUCUGAAAAGAAUUGAAACGGCGCUCUCAGCACACAUUCCACCAGCAGCACCUGAGCCACCAGACAGUCAAGUGCUCGAACUGCUACCUCUAGCAUCCAGCAGCAGUCUUGAUGAGCUUGAGAAACAGCUCUAUGCACCCAAAAGCAGAUCUGAUCUUGUGUCCUACCUCUCAACUAUUGGCGGGGCUUCACCGCAAGACUGUGUGCGUCACAUCAUGCGGCGGUGCAUGGUGGACUCGUAUGCUCAAGGCUUCUGCAUGACUGGAAGGAAAGGCAAACAAGCCUUUUUGGGCCACAAGCUGUUGGACGUCGUCACUGGCGCAGUACGGAAGCAUUUCCCGGAAGAAACUGACACACAUCUGAAGACGUACGUUGCAGACUGGCUACGCUAUGCUCCAUCAAGGGUGAAGAAACGGAACAGCAGCCCUCAGGAACAAGCACCAUCUGUGUAACUGUACACAUAAAUAAAGCUUUUUUAAAAUAAAAAGCUUUGCACCAUAAUCUACCUGAGCGCCAUUAGCCUGUCAUAAUCGCAUAUCUGAGCCA